GUGCUCCUCAGAGCGCCGCGCACAGGCUUCUGGGUAAUACAAGGUGCAGGCAGUACAACACGCUGAAGAGUGGCGGUGAAAAUAGCUUCCGCAGUUCUGUUAGCUGUCGAGGUUAAAUGUUUUCUAAGUGUAUACUGGUAGCAUGUUGAACGCCUGUUUCCGUCGUGUCCUGCUAGAGUAACAAGGUAACUACGUCGGCGCUGCUCGUCCAGCCUUCUGAUUAUAGCCGCAACAUGACUCUGAAUGAGCAUUCACUGCAAGCGCUGUCCUGGAGAAAGCUGUACUUAAGCCGAGCUAAACUGAAAGCUUCGAGUCGGACAUCAGCUUUGCUUUCUGGAUUUGCUAUGGUGGCUAUGGUGGAAGUGCAGCUAGACAACAGUUAUCCUUACCCACCUGCUCUCCUUAUUGCCUUCAGUGCCUGCACCACUGUACUUGUGGCUGUUCACCUCUUCGCUCUCAUGGUUAGCACCUGCAUUUUGCCCAAUAUAGAGGCUGUCAGCAAUGUCCACAACCUCAACUCUGUGAAGGAGUCUCCACAUGAGAGAAUGCAUCGACACAUUGAACUAGCCUGGGCUUUUUCUACUGUUAUUGGCACUUUGCUCUUUUUGGCUGAGGUAGUUCUACUCUGCUGGGUCAAAUUUUUGCCUGUUAAGCCCAACAAGUCCAGCAAUAAUACAGUUUCAUCUGGUGUGGCUGCUGCUAUUACGUCCACCUCCAUCAUGGUCCCCUUUGGGUUAGUUUUCAUAGUCUUUGCUGUGCAUUUCUACCGCUCCUUGGUCAGCCACAAGACUGACAGACAGUUUCAGGAGCUCGAGGAGCUAUCUAACCUCACCAGGCUUCAAAACGAGCUGGACAAUCGAGGGGAACCUUCCAUCUUGCAGUCUCCAAGAUCACAUUUCCCAUAGGAAAGUAUGGUGGAUAUGAUGACUCCUGGGGAUUUCUCCAAGCCAGAAGACACAUUAUUGGCAUAUAUAUAUAUAUGGAGAGAGAUUUUUCUUUACAACAAUGAAGGUACAUCCCAUCUUUUUGUUAUGAAGUUUACUUUUGUGAAAAGAGUAAAAGAGUUGUAUUUUUAGACAUUUAUUCAACUUGGAACUUAAAAUAUGCCAUCAUGCAUGUAACUUGAAAUUGUGAAGUCUUAACUGUGAUAGUUACUUGAUUUGCUGUAUAUCUUACAUUAUGGCAGAGACAUCUGAACAAUAAGUUGAAGACAUGUCUGUUGCCUGCUGCAUUUAUUUACCUGUGAACAUUGCAUUUCUUUAUAUUACCUUUCUGUGUUUUGUAAGCCACAGAUAUUUAGCUCUCUCUUCUUUCUAUCCUGUGAUUUAUUGUAAUGUUCACUAUUUGCAUCAGUAACACCUUCUGUGUGUGUAGACCGACUCAAAGCAGCUGCCAAAACUAACAGUAUAUGUGCACACAUCUGCAGCACAGGCUGCAUUGUGUAAAUAAAUACUUAAUACUAAAUUUUCUGAGCUUAGAAAAUAGUUUGCAUGUACUAUUUGAAAACACUGUAUCUCUAAUUUUACUUAUAUGCAACUUUCAUGCAAUCACUAAUACAAGUUAAGCAAGUUCCAUCCAGAACAUUUUGCGAAAGCAACAUUUUAAGAUCAUGAAUAGACAAUACAUAUGUUUGCACCUUAUGCUGGAUAACAUACUGCUCUGGUUCUACGUGAUGAUGAAUACUUAUUUAUACUCUUGUCACUGACCUAUUUUAUAUGGCCUACUGCAGAGUUUGACCUCUGUGGAGUGUUUGUAGAUAUUAGACACUAGUGAUCCAGUGUGCUUCAUUUUGUAAAGCCUGAGCACUUGUCCCAUAUGUCCUGAAUUAGCAUAUCAUUUACUCUGAGUAUCCAAAGGAGUGCUUUUCAAUCAAGAUGAUGUGUAUUCUAAUUGAAUGUGGCUGAGUUCUCAGCAAUUUAGAGAGAAGUCUCAGCAUUCUGUACUGGGGGAGGCUCAAAUCCUGAUGUGGUUGGAGAUGCUUUUUGAAGUGAAAGUCAAGGCAGUAUUAGUUAAUACUGUAGAUGCUAUCUUGUCACUUUAGGGGACAACUGUAUAUUCUACUAUUAAUAGAGGCUGGAGUGGGAUUUUGACGAGAUCUUUCAAGCUAGGUAUGCAAGCUUGUUUGUAUUUUUUUUUCUAAAUUAUUAGAAAAUACAAAUGGUGAUACAACUGCCUAAAAUAACAAAGUAGGUGGACAUGUUACUUAGUCACUUCAUGUAUAACAGUACUGAAUUUAUCACAAGACCAGCUUUGAUAGCCUUUGGUGAUGUGAUUGCUUUGGUACUAAGUAGGUCAAAUAUAGUGAAUUCAGUUAUUUAGUUGUUUUUUUUUUAUAGCAGCAAGAGUUACAGUUAGGAACAGUUUAUUAUCAUGGCAGUUAUUCAGUUAUCUGCAUUGGUAAUAUUUGUGAUUAACAAGGUAAAGUUUACCAUUGUUUUUUUUGAAC
Molecule: messenger RNA, 2446 nt
Organism: Monopterus albus (swamp eel)
Lineage: Eukaryota; Metazoa; Chordata; Actinopteri; Synbranchiformes; Synbranchidae
Gene: orai1b
Product: ORAI calcium release-activated calcium modulator 1b
Exons: 2
Coding region: 234-905 (223 amino acids)
Biological process (GO): store-operated calcium entry
Cellular component (GO): membrane
Molecular function (GO): store-operated calcium channel activity
Source: RefSeq, a predicted model, not a curated record